GCACCUUGGGCAGCGCUCACACAUGAUCACAUGACUCUGGACAUGGACGCGGUCCUGUCAGACUUUGUUCGGUCCACGGGGGCAGAACCGGGUCUGGCAAGAGACCUGCUGGAAGGUAAAAACUGGGACCUCAGUGCUGCUCUAAAUGAUUAUGAGGAGCUCAGGCAGGUCCACACUGCCAACCUGCCACAGGUCUUCAAUGAGGGCCGAUACUACAAGCAGCCAGAGAUACGGGACACGCCCACCCAUGUCAGCAGGGUCGACAAGCCGUGUGCACAGAAGCAGGAGGACAAUGCACAAGAGAAGCGUCUGUCCCGCGGGAUCUCCCACGCCAGCUCUGCUAUCGUCUCCCUGGCGCGGCUGCAAGUGGCUAGCGAGUGCACCAGCGAGCAGUUCCCUCUUGAGAUGCCCAUCUACACAUUCCAGCUACCAGACCUCAGCGUGUACAGUGAGGACUUCAGGAGCUUCAUAGAGAGAGACCUGAUAGAGCAGUCCACCAUGAUGGCUCUGGAGCAGGCUGGUCGUCUGAACUGGUGGUCCACCAUGUGCACCAGCUGUAAGAAGCUGCUUCCUCUGGCCACCACGGGGGACGGGAACUGCCUCCUGCACGCUGCCUCCUUAGGAAUGUGGGGCUUCCAUGACAGAGACCUGAUGCUGAGGAAGUCCCUGUACACCAUGAUGAAGAGCGGGGCGGAGAGGGAUGCUCUGAAGAGGAGGUGGAGGUGGCAGCAGACCCAACAGAACAAGGAGUCAGGGCUGGUGUACACUGAGGAGGAGUGGGAGAGAGAGUGGAACGAGCUGCUGAAGUUGGCCUCCAGCGAGCCUCGCUCUCACCUCAGCAAAAACGGCAACACCAGUGGAGGUGUGGAUAACUCUGAGGAUCCCGUCUACGAGAGUUUGGAGGAGUUCCAUGUGUUUGUGCUGGCCCACGUGUUACGCAGGCCAAUCGUAGUGGUGGCUGACACGAUGCUCAGAGACUCAGGAGGAGAAGCUUUUGCUCCCAUCCCAUUUGGAGGUCUCUAUCUGCCCCUGGAGGUGCCUCCAAGCCGCUGCCACUGCUCCCCUCUGGUCCUGGCCUAUGAUCAGGCUCACUUCUCCGCACUGGUGUCCAUGGAGCAGAGGGACCAGCAGCGAGAGCAAGCUGUUAUCCCUCUGACUGACUCUGAGCACAAGCUGCUGGCACUCCAUUUUGCCGUGGACCCUGGCAGGGACUGGGAGUGGGGGAGGGACGACAACGAUAACACCAAGCUAGCCAAUCUCAUCUUGUCUCUGGAGGCCAAACUCAACUUGCUGCACAACUACAUGAAUGUAACAUGGAUUCGAAUUCCAUCUGAAACAAGGGCUCCCUUGGCUCAGCCAGAGUCUCCCACAGCCUCUGCAGGUGAGGAUGUCCAGUCUCUGGCAGAGUCCAUGGACUCUGACCGUGAGUCUGUCGGCAGCAACUCUAAUGUCAACACGGGCAAGCCAAGCAAAGAGAAGGACAAGGACAAGCAGCGCAAGGACAAAGACAAGAGCCGGGCUGAUUCUGUAGCCAACAAACUAGGUAGCUUCAGCAAAACCCUGGGAAUCAAGCUGAAGAAGAACAUGGGAGGCCUGGGUGGCCUCGUGCACGGCAAAAUGAACAAAUCCAAUUCUGGCUCAGGUCGUAGUGGGGAGAACGGAGGGGAGAAAGCAAAGAAGAAGGAGUCUAAGACUAACAAAGGAAGCAAGGAGGAGUCGGGCCAGUCAGCCAGCUCCACCUCCUCUGAAAAGGCCACUAGUCCCUCUCCUACAGACAGACCCUCCAGCUCCUCCCCCACGGAGAGACAGGAUAGUGCAGGGAGAGUCUCAGGGGACAAGAUCAUGGAGAACUGGAAAUACAGCACCGAUGUCAAGCUCAGCCUCAACAUUCUGCGGGCCGCCAUGCAGGGGGAGCGCAAGUUCAUCUUCGCCGGCCUCCUGCUCACCAGCCAUCGACACCAGUUCCACGAGGAGAUGAUCAACUACUAUCUGACCAACGCCCAGGAGCGAUUCAGCCAAGAGCAGGAGCAGAAGAGGAAGGAGGCCGAGAAGAAGCCCCCCAUCACCAAUGAGGUGGCCGCGAAGAAACCUGACCAUGAGAGCGUCUUCCAGAGGGAGAGAUCGGACAGCUCGCCUCCGGAGAGCUGCUCUCCUGUCCUGCCCCACCACACACACACCUACAACCACAACUCACAGCCCCCGCUGGGUCUCAAGAUGCAGGGCAGGAACAGUCCCAUUCCUGCACCCCCCCUAGUAUCGGUCCCAUUGCCCCCCCUGACACCGCCAACAGCCUCACACCAUGUCUCACACCCAGCCCCUGCGCCUUACUCCUCCCCCAGUAUUGGUGCUAAGAGACCUGGGCCUUUACCUGUGUCUGCCCACUACAGCCAUACACCGCCCAUCCAGAGGCACAGUGUGAUUCACAUACCAGAUGUCAACAUGCAAACCUCCAUCUUCCAAGAUGACCCCUAUAAGCCUGUGGUGGGCACCCUAAAGACAUGCGCCACCUACCCCCAGCAGAACCGCUCCCUCUCAUCGCAGAGUUACAGCCCUGCUCGCCUGUCAGGGGUCCGCACUGUUAACACCAUGGACACCCUGGCCUACAAUAUGCCUGGCGAACACAAGUCCCACACCUACACCAAUGGAUUUGAUGCGGGAGACAUUCAGGACUGCCUGGAGUUUGCUGAUGAGGACAACUCGUCUCACACCUGGCUCAACCAAGACAAAACCAAAGGGCGGAGCUCUGGAAGCCCUUUGUACUGCUUUCAGCAGCGCCGCUGCAAGAGGGAGAACUGCUCCUUCUACGGCAGGCCAGAGACAGAAUACUACUGCUCCUACUGCUACAAGGAGGAGCUAAAACGCAGGGAGAGGGAGUGCAAGGUGCAGAGGCCUGCGUAGCCAUCACCGCCACUUCAGCCACUUGUCAGCAAGGCCACAGGAGAGUUGAGGGAAGACACCAUCUGCACUCUGCAUCACGAAUAUCAUGAUGGCAAACAUUUUCCUAUUUUGUUGAAGAAUGCUCUUGUAUUCCUGUCACCCUUCCCUUGUUGGUAAAGAUUAUUACUUUAUGAUGGGAAAUGCAGAACUUGAAACAGUGAGCAGCUUUGGCCAGAUAUUGUGCGAUUGUUUAGUUUGAUUUCUGUCUAAUUGAAUUUAGUCUUUUACUUGUUUUAGAGUAAAAGUCAUCUCUGUGAUGUAACUCUCUGUAUGUGAGGGAAAGGUCUUUAUUUUUCAAAGUUUAAAAAGAUUUGCAUCUUAUCUGGAGGGAACAUUUUAGCUCUUUUAAUCAGUUUUAAUGCAAUACCUCCGCUAGGUUCCUCAAAAUCUCUGUGGAAAAUUUGUAGUUGUUUUGCAAUCAAAAUAAAUUCAAUGGGAGAUUGAUAUUAGAAUUUAAAGCAAUAAAUUGGGGAUUUUUGCUACACCCUCUCCCAGUUUUGUCUAUGCACCAAUAAUAUAAUUACUGUAGGUUAUCUGUGUCUUGUAAAUUGUAAAGGAUUGUCACGGUGUGCUUUUGUAAACAAUUUGAA
Messenger RNA from Limanda limanda (common dab), 3527 nucleotides. RefSeq names its product OTU deubiquitinase 7A (gene otud7a). Gene Ontology annotation, cellular component: nucleus; cytoplasm. Gene Ontology annotation, molecular function: K63-linked polyubiquitin modification-dependent protein binding; DNA binding; zinc ion binding. Gene Ontology annotation, biological process: protein deubiquitination involved in ubiquitin-dependent protein catabolic process; protein K48-linked deubiquitination; protein K63-linked deubiquitination. Bases 31 to 2898 code for a protein of 955 amino acids. Lineage: Eukaryota; Metazoa; Chordata; Actinopteri; Pleuronectiformes; Pleuronectidae. The transcript is spliced from 11 exons. The record is from RefSeq and is a predicted model, not a curated record.